This is a messenger RNA of Podarcis lilfordi (Lilford's wall lizard), 26961 nucleotides long. The record is from the annotation of a GenBank genome assembly. NCBI's taxonomy places the organism in Eukaryota, Metazoa, Chordata, Lepidosauria, Squamata, Lacertidae.
GGAAAAUCCAGUUCAGGGAAGGGAGAGAGUGAGAGAGCAGUGACUCAAGGGAACGCCACACAGCCACCAGACCUUCUAAGGAGUGCCAAAAAGUCUAAAUAAGACAUGGAUUAGUUCCAAGGAUAGCAAGUGAAUCAUUGACAGAGAACUCCAUCAAAACAUACACACAGCAGAUCAAUGAGGAAAAGUGAGUCAACUUCAUUUACAUCAUCCAUUGCUGACCUGCCCUUUGGACCCAGGCACAGCAGCACCUUUGAGGACAGAGUGCAGGUGGGACAAUGUGACCAGACUGCGGCAGCCCAUUCUCCAUUGCAGCAGUAACAGCCUGAGGAGCUAAGGUACUCCACAGCCCUAGGGAGCUUAGAAUCAGUUUUCUUAAAACCCACGUGCUUCCUUUCCAUCCUCCACCUCCAUCCCCUCCUCCACCAUCAUGCUACUUUUAGUGGCCUGGAAUGGGAGUAAGUGAUCAAACAGGAAAGACAGUGGGGAAAAUGUCUCACAGGUAGGAGAGUGUGUUCCUCUGCGGGAGACUUCCAGAUCCUUAAUCAGCAGGGAUGGAUAAAAGAAGUUGUGAUAUUCAGUAAUGUAUUCAAUAUUGGUUAGAUUGACACUGACCAAUGCGAAGUGUUUGGGAUGGAAGAAACAGCAGGUUGUGUGAACCACUUGAGUGCUCCCUGUCAAAUGUUCAGAAGUAUUCUGUUUAUGCUAUAGAGCCUGAAUGAACUGCCACUUCUCCUCCCCUUAAAACAUUUUCUGUUGAGCAGGAGAGACAUACAUGCACUCUGCCUGGAGAAAAAAGUCAUGGAUCUUUCAGCUCCGCAGAGGAAAAAAGUGGCCAUUAUUGGAGGAGGUUUGGUAAGACACUUUUAUUUUGUUCUCUAAUACUGUGGGUUCACACAUAAUGCUAAGCCAUAGUUUAAGAAAUCAUUCAUAGUGCUAUGUGUGAACUCUCUGCAACAGCUUAACUAUGGUUGUUUACUGCCAGUAAACUAGGAUUUGAAGACUUGGUUUUUGCAGGCUUAGAAAACUUUGUUUGUUUUAGCUGUGGCUUAGUAUUAUGUGCACCCCCAUCAUGCUUCCUUAAACCAUGGCUUGUUUAACUCCAGAUACUCACAAAGAUACAAAGAUACAAGAGCUGCUGGAAAAUAAACCAAAUUUUGGAGAAAUAAGCUACGUAUGUCUACUCAUACUUGUAGUUUGCUGAGCCAGUGUCUUAACUCUGGGCAUAUAGCAAACAUGUAGCUGUAAAACUGGUAUAAGCUACAGUUUCUGAGAUAGCAAAGAAUUGCACCUGGGCUUAAAUUCAGGGUUUUUGCUCUCACAGAUCUUUGCUUAUACAGUUCAUGCUUUAGCACUUGUUUGCUUCCACUUAACUGGGUCUGUGAACUAGCUGACUAGAUUAGUGCUUCUCAAACUGCUUGUAGGAACCUUGAGGUUUUGCAUCAACACCUGUAUCUCCCUACAAUUUGCAGCUUCCAUGGCGUGUCUGAUGCAUUUUAGGAUGUGCCUUCAGUUUACACAGAAGCUGCCUCACAAUUCUCCCACGCUGCCCCGUUCACAGAUGCAGACUUUGGGGAGAGGUGGACAGUGGCUGAAGAGCACAAGUUCACAGAAGUGCAAUGCACAAGAGCUUGAUGAUCCAGCAUUACAUCAGUGUAAAGCCUACAGGCACUAUAUACAUCAGCAGCAGCACCCGCUCACUUUACAGUGUUGCCAAGAGAACCUUUAUGCCAGCAAAAUAUAAGGGCCACUUCAGAAAAGAUCUUUGGAUAUAGGCACAAAUGCUGAUUCUCUUCUUCAAUGAAUAACAGAAAGUCAGCAUGGCUCACAAUGAGCUAUUGGGAAGUGUAUAAGGGUUUUCCUUUUUGUUUAGUGAAUCCUGUGUAGUGGCUCAAUGUCAGGACUACAUUUAUCUGAUAAAUAUAUCUGAUGAUAUAAAAAUGUUUGCAUUCAACACAUAACACACCCCUUCCAUGUACUAUUGUUUGUGGUGCUCUAUUCGACUCUAAAAUUCUUCUAAUGCUUUUCUUGCAGGUGGGUUCUUUAAAUGCUUGCUUCUUUGCAAGAAGGGGCUUUAUAGUGGAAAUGUAUGAAACCAGACCAGGUAUGUACAUUUUGAUAUUUGCAGGGUUGCAGUAGAAAUUAAAUCUUUCCCUAAAUGCAUGCACAUCCCACUGACUUAUGUGGAGGUUGCUUGCUUGUGAGCAUAAGAAGCCUGCUAGAUCUUGUUCUCACAGCCGCCGAUGGAAAGCCAACAGACAUGACUCGAGAGCAAAAGCAUUCUUCCCAGCUGCAACUCCCAACAGCUGAUAUUUAGAGGGCUGCCACAGGAGAACAUUGCCAUGAUGACAAGGAGCCACUGAUGGUGCUAUCCAUGAAUUUGUCUGUUGAUAUUAUCUAUAUUGUCUAUUAGCCUUUUAUUCUAUAUUUUUGCACUGGGAACCUCUGUGUAUACACAACAAAAAUUGUAAGUAGGCAUGAGACUCCAAAAAAUAAUCCAGAACAACUCAGAACAAUAAUAAUCCAAAAACACUUCAAUAAAUACCCAUCUACUAGGGUUGACAUAUGUCCUCUUUUUCCAGGACACGGACUCUUUUUCAUGGGUAGAGUCAUCAUAGCGAUCCAUAGUUAAAAGCAGAAGUCAGCAAAAGUCCUCUUUUUUGCUCUUCAAAAUAUGGCAAGCCUGGCUGUUAUGUUGUUGUCGUAUGUUUAAUUACAUUUAAAACGCACACUGCAGAAACAGCUUUUUGAAAACUACAUUUUUUACUCCCCUUGAGACAAGACAAUCUUUAGAUAGUUCUAGGUGGGUGUUUUCUGUCAUUGUAUAAGACAAGGGCCGCACAAUACAUUUUGGCACCUGAGGCGAAUCACAAAAUGGCUCCCUCCUCCCCCACUAGGUACAAAUCAGGAAUAAAAAGCUACAUCGGGAUCUGCUGCCCCUGUGGAUUCUGCCGCUGAGGUGGUCGCCUUACCUUGCCUCAUGGGUGGGCUAGCUCUUAAAGACUAAGACCUGGCAAACCUCAUCCAAAGGAAAUCCGUCCAGAAAGGGUGCUGCCAUCACCCAGACCUUAUCUCUAGAUUGCCAAAACACAGACAGGAGGUUCUUAUUCUUGCCUUUUAGGCAGUGUUAGAAACUGAGAUAUGAAAGCUAAGGGCACCUUAAACCUAAGUUAUGAGGGCAACAACGGAAUGUCUAGGCAUACUUUUUCAAUAACAAGAACACAAAGCUGAAAAUGAAUGAACUGCAGCUAAAAUAUUAUGUCCAUUUUUCACAUGGUCUAGUCCUUCCCCUGCUCACCCCCCUAAUAUUCUUAAGAGGGUCUCUUCUCCAGUCUUCAGAAAGUAGCUGGAAGUGCGGAGGCAGAAUAAGGUCCUCCUUUCCUUCCACUCUGCAGUUUUACUCUGAAAUCUUAGGCACAGUACUGCACCCAGAGCUCAGAAACUGCUCGCACUAAUGAAAUUCCCUGUUGCAAAACGUGCCUAGAACAAAGGGAGUUUCAAACUCUGCUUUUAGGGCAGGGGUGGUUUCAUACCUGUACAAAAAUCCUGGGCUUUAUCAAAUGCCCAACCCCAUUGCCACAGAACAGACCAGUCACAGGGUCUUUAGCUGCUUUGAAGCCAGGGGCUUGGUUUUCUGGUUUGGUCAGGCAUUUCCCCCUUCCCCCAAAAAAGUCCUGUCUCAUCUGCAUCAAAACCUGGCUGGGGCACAUAUCCCUUGUUGUCUCCCCACUGAUUAAAGUGUUUGAGGAAUCCUUUUGCCGCCUCCUUGUCUGCCAGCGCAGCCUCCCUGGAAAUAUGCAUGUUCCUGAGGUUGAAGUGUGAAGCCAGCUGGUGCUGGCUUUGAAUUCCUUUUUCCAGGCUGCUCACCCUCUGGAAGGUUUGAUGUUUGCACAGAGGGAGAGAGCCUUUUGGUGUCACUGAGGUCCAUCAACAGGGACCCGUUUCUGACUCAGGUUUUCCAGCCACAGGUUUAAUGUCUUCUCAGUCUUGACUAAAGCCUUGGCACACCCCUGGCUGGUCACCUUGGCAGGUAAUGGAGCACUUGAUGCCACAGCCCCAUGGAUCUUCUUUACACACCUUGAUGGCACAGAUGCUGGACUCGUUCAGGCCAUAUCCCUGUGCCAGUGCAGACAGUCAAGCAGUCCAGCACAGCCAGUUUCUCUUGCACUGUGGGAGCACAUUCUGCUUUUUAGCUUUCCCACCUUGAGGAAGAAGCUGUCUUGUGUGUGGGGGCCUUUCACUCAGACUGAACCUCUGCUUGCUUUCAGACCACCUUCCCCUCACUCUCAGAUCACCUUCACUUGCUCUUCAUGUUCAUGCUAGGCCCAUUCACAUUCCCCAAUGCUGACUCUAUCACCAUGCCCAAACACUCUCCCAGAGCACUGCAGUGGCUGAUGGGGUUACCAACUCUUGUUUCCUGCUUGCCUGUCCCUUUCUUGGAGUUUACUUUGGAAUUCUUUGAUUUUUUUCCUAUUUUUCCCAAGCAGCCCCCCAUUUAUUUAUUUUCCAGCCAGCCACAAAAGGUUGUGGUUGCCUGUCAGGCUUCAGGGAAUCAGCUUCCUUCCCCCUUGGCAGUAGAUAAGCAGAACAAAAGAAAAUGAGUCUUCUUACCAGUUAGAAAUUUAACUUACCAGUUUAACUUACCAGUUAAAACUUUAAUGAUCACAGUGAGAGAACAAAGAAUUCAUUUCCUAGGAAUGGCGGUGCUCCCAGUUAAGAGUUCCACCCCUUCCUCCCUGGUCACCCAUGCCACUACUGUGUCUUGUAACCUGAGCUCCUACCCUCUGUGCUUUCUGUUCUGACACUUUCUGAGCUCUCCGUGAUGUUGGGGAAGGGGGGCGGAUACUAUCCAGAGACUGUGAAUCUAUUCACUCUCUCUCUUCUAGUGCUUCUUCUCCUAGCUGUUCCCCAUCCAGUAUUUCCCAGCUUCUGCCUUCUGAACUAUGUCCCUCUGCAAACCACUUUUCCAAAUCUAUACUGUCCUCCUGCUCCUGGGAAGAUUCAGGAGCAGGGGGAGGCUCCUACCAUUCCUCCUCAGUGCAGCCCUUCUCAGCAUGGUCCUCGACAUUGCCUAAGGAAAGUGAGUGUGUACUAUAAUAGACCUAACAGCAGUGGCUGUUGAAGCUUUUUCUAAAUUAAUGUGGCCAUCCAUUGCAACAGUGUCACACACAUGACAAAAGUGCCACCUCGUUUCAUUUCAGAUAUCCGUGGUUCCAAUGCGGCUCGUGGCAGGAGCAUUAAUUUGGCCUUGUCUCACAGGGGACGGCAAGCUCUCAAGGCUGUUGGGCUGGAAAACCAGGUGCCUGUACAUUUAAAGGAUGAAACAAAAUGUAAUGCCUUUGUGUUGGGUUUUUCAGUACUGGACUGCUGGGUAGUUUGAAGGAACCAGGGGUUUUAAAAAGAGCUUAAAACCAGGACUCCCUGAAAGUUUUUUUAAGGAAGACCGCUGAAUUGUUGAGCUUUUCAUAGGAAGCCACCGGGAUUGUUUUUUUUAGUUGUUGAGCAAUACAUCUUUAAAAAAAAAUAUAUCUCCCUCCUUCUAAGGAAAGACUUCAGUCUGGGACAGGGAUGUUUUCAAUGCAAGACAAAAAAUUACUUACGGGAUUCCUUCCAGUUUCAGUCAUACAGCUUAAGUGGACAGAGCCAUUUUCCAGUGAUAAAAUGCAUCCUUUGCAUGCAGAAAGACCCGGGUUAACUCCCUCGUAUCUCCAGGGACAUAGAGAGUAGAGUUGAGGAAUGUGUGUGUGUGUGUGUGUGUGUGUGUGGAGAGAGAGAGAGAGAGAGAGAGAGAGAGAGAGAGAUAAUAGCUGGGGCCCCUGUGAUUUACUGCUUUAUAGGUAACUACCAGCCCUUUUAAUUCUGCCUGGAAAUAGAUAAGCAAAUAGUGCAUUGGAACUAUUUAAGCACAGGAGAGAUGUGUUCUGCGUACACUUGAGAAACCAAUGGUGGUGCAGGGAAGGAGCUUAGGGGGAAAUAUUGUAUCGUUCCCCACACACAAUGUGACUAAGCUUUUGUGGGCCAAGGGCUGCGUUGACCCCUGCUCAACUCUCCAAGGGCCAAAGUGCAACAGAAGUGGCUGUGGAGAGAUCAGCAGGGGGGACACAUUUUGGAAAACCUUUUGGCACCUGAAUGACAUCAGGAGGCCUAUGGAAACAGUCAAUGUAUUAUGUAUUAUAAUAUUGUGUGUGUGUGAAUUUUUGGGUGAGGGGUCUUGCCCCCUUCCAAAAAACCCAAAAAACCCUCUUGGUGGGCCACAUAUGGCCUGUGAGCCAAGGAGUACCAACCUCUGGAGUUCAGAGUCAACCAAUAAAUACAGUGGUACCUCAGGUUAAGAACUUAAUUCGUUCUAGAGGUCCGUUCUUAACCUGAAACUGUUCUUAACCUGAGAUACCACUUUAGCUAAUGGGGCCUCCUGCUGCUGCCAUGCCGCCAGAGAACGAUUUCUGUUCUCAUCCUGAAGCAAAGUUCUUAACCCGAGGUACUAUUUCUGGGUUAGUGGAGUCUGUAACCUGAAGCGUCUGUAACCCGAGGCACCACUGUAUAAGUAAUGGUUUAAAAUCAGUGCUUUUAAAAACCAUAUAAGUAAUGAUUUAAAAAUUAAAGUAAUUUUACACAACUUAAAAUACAACAAAAGCUGCAAAGAUUUAGAACCUUUGGGAACUCCAGCCUGUUGCUUGCUACUUUUAAAAAUGCCCUGUCUCUUAGGAUGCAAAUGUUUCUCUUUUUUGAUUUCAGAUUGUGUCUAAAGGCAUACCUAUGAGAGCAAGGAGAAUUCACACGCUCUCAGGCAAACAAUAUUCAAUUCCAUAUGGGACAAAGAGCCAGGUAUUAUUUUAAAUAUCCCUUUAUAAAAUAGUUUUUAGUCUUUAGUGGUGUCUUUUUGUGUAUAAUACCCAAUUCCCACUAUUCUGUUGAGAGAGUUUUUAUACUGCAAGCACACAUGAGGGGGUGCACUGGGCAUCUUCCUACAUUCCUCUCCCUUCAGAAUCCUUCUCAUUGAAAACUGAGUCACCUGCAAAACAACUCUGGAAAACAGGCCAGCACACCUUUAUUCUCAUGAUGCCCAAACCCAAGCUUAUAGCUUAUUUCUCUCCAAACAAACCAUGAGCGAUAUUCAAGGUUUGUUCUUGGAUUCCUGAUUGUGAUUUGUUUUGGGAAAACAAACCAGAUCAGGAUCUGGAUGUCACGACAAGCCACUUGGGCUACUUUCCCAGUGGCACAGCAACAGCCUGGCUUCUGCUGAUAAUGGUGGGAGAUCAUGUUGGGGUUUCUAUUGCAUGCCAAUCACCGUAAAAACAACAGCUCCUUGAUUGAUCAGUCCCAGCACACUUCCAUUCAGGAGAGCAGUAAAGACACACAACUUCCAGCAUGUGGAGACUCAGAUUGGAGUAGUGAUAAAUCACAGGACCUCCGUAUCCUAGGUUUGUGAUGCAUGGAAAUUUAGGGAAAGGGGAUUCUUGACUUAACUGUGACCAUUCAUAUAUGUUACAAGACAUUCAAACUUAUUCUGUGUCUUAUGUGUUUCCCCCCAUGCAGUACAUUCUCUCUGUAGAUAGAGCAAAUUUAAACAAAGAUCUGCUAACUGGUAAGUAUGAUUCCUGCCCGCCCCCUUUUUCAGUCAUUUUUUACCUCUUAAAGACUCAGAUGAUGGAGACUGUAAUUACUCAAUCAAAAUGAGAUAUAAGAAAGACUGAGCUCAGUGCUGCCCACUGGCUGAGUGUGCAUAUAUUCCUAAUCCAAACCAUGGCUGGUGUGAAUGCACUACUAGCAGGCAGAAACUUAUAGUAAAAUUCAUGGCUGUUUUGCUCCUCCCCGGUUCUGCUGCUGUGCUACCCAAAGCUAAGCCAUGGUUCUAAUUAUAGGCAAAGUGGUUUAGAUAUGCAUUGGCUACGUACAUAUGACAGAUUGUUCUAGAAUCAAUGGAGACAAGAGUACUUGUUUUUUCUAUGUAGCUCAUCCACAAUCUGGAUCAAGGACACCUUACAGUGUGUCCUUGUAAGGACAGAUGUCAGUGGUCUUGGCGAUGGGAUAACAAGAAGGUUAUCAUGACUUCCCUCCUCUUUCACCUGGGGUAGGUGCAGAGAGGGAAAGACAUGGAUAACCUAAUUAAGGGGUAUCAAACCUAAUCAGGUAAACCCACCCACUAUUAUGGAUGGCCGGAUCUAGAAUCAAACUAGAUUGAUUCUAGAUCCGGCCAUUGAUUCUUCCCUGAAAACAAAUACCUCAGAAUACAGCAAAUGUGUUCAAACCACUUUCAUAAUAACUUUAAAUACUGCUACUCUCUUCACUCUCUAUGUGAUUCAAAUGUCACAAGAAGAUUCCCCAGACAGCCCUUUUUCCCGUGGUGACCUCAUGCCCCCUAUAAUCCUGGCAGCCUCCUCCUUUCUUGUCUGUUGCUGAAUGUCUCACUGUCAGGGUAAUGACUCUGUCACCACCAUUGCAUUUGUUCUUGGAUGGCACCUCUUGAAGCCCAACUCUUGAGGAAGCUGGCUUGGCUUCAGACCUCACAUUUAUUAAUUUCAGAAAUUCUGGGGAGAACCUGGUGCCCAAGAAUUUUGGGAGAUCCUUGCCCCCUGCAAAUCCAUAACAGUAUGUUACAUGAACUUUACCUUGCAAAUAGCUGUUCAGCCAUUCAUUAGGAAAAAUGUAAUUUCAUUAUGCAGCUCCCAGUUUGGGUCAUAUUUGUGUUCAAUACAAUAUAUUUAAUACUAUGUCUUUCUACAGCUGCUGAGAAAUAUCCCAAUACUAAAUUAUACUUUGGACACAAACUGCUUCACUGCAAUGUGGAACUGGGAACACUGACCUUUUCAGGGUAAUCAUUAUCUCCAUCCUUCCUGAACACGCUGAUAAUUAAUCAGAACCCAAAGGGCGAGUUGACUCUGUCCAUCCCUCUUGGUCUGGUGGGGUGGUCUGGGGAGAGGCCCACCAGUUGCAAUUGCUCCAGGAGUCAUUAGAUCUUUCAAUACAACAUUGCACCUAAAUAAAUUAACAGUGUAAUACUUUGCAUGUUUAUUUGAAAGUAUGCCUCACUCAGCGGUGGAGGAAGACGCUUGGGAGCCUGGGGCGGUACACCCAGGGGUGGGGCAAGCUGCCCAUAGGGGCGGGGCGAGGGUGGGGCAGUGGGCAAACCGUUUGGGCAGCACAGAGUGUGUGCGCGCCCUAGCCACCGUGUCUCUCCCAGGAGAGAUGUGUGGCUCGGGCACACUGCAGGCCCCGCGGUGAGUGCCUCACAGCAUUUAGUCACCCCCCUCAGUGGUGACACCUGGGGUAGUCCACAUCCACUGCACCCCCCCUUCCUCCUCCCCUGGCCUCACUGUGUUCAAUGGGGCUUAAACCCUAGUAAAUGUGUUUAAUUUUGUAGUCUAAGAGCAUGAUAGUAAUUUUCUUUGAUGAAAUUUUUUUAUCACUAAUACAAUAAUAGCUGCCUCUUUCAUUGAGCUAAUAACCUAGUAGCUUAUACUGGGCAAUGACUUCUAUCUUCAUAAUCAGAAAAUGUCAGUUCCUCCUCAAUAAAUAAUUUCUUAAAAAUAAAGGGCAAAAUUUUGAUUUUUGUGCCCAAACAUUCAAUAGGAUUGUUUACAUGUUACAUUCAACAACUGUAUAAUCUGUGUGUCCAUGUACACAAAUGACUUAACUGUACACUCAGACAGUUUUACAAAUGUAACAUUAUCAAGUGGACAGUCUGUGUACUUGCCUGCACAACUGUUUAACUUUACAAAUCAACUAGUGUAUACUCUUUCACACUAACACUUGUAUAUAUGCAGAGACAGCUUGUUUUUGUAUGAAUAAGCCUAACAAGAGUAGCUUUCUGUGUUACAUUUUUUGAAAUCAGUAUGCACAGGCCUGAGAGGAUGUUUUGAAAAGAUUACAGCUGCUUGAAUAAGUGGAAGAAUAGACUAAACAGCAUAAAAAGCAUAAUCAGUUUUACGUAUACUUGCAUUUUUAAUACUAUUUCAGGGAUCAACUGUUAUUUUUGGAAUACGUAUAUAGGGUUAUUUCCAACCCACAACUUGGAAAGAAAGUUAACCUUCUCUCUCCCUGUUUUCUCAAAUCCAUUUUAGCAAAACUCAGUGCAGAUUUUGUGUGUGAUAUGUUUUAUAAAGUCCAUACUUAAGAAAGAAAAAAAGCAAACCCUUAAGGUCUUAAAAUGUAAUGCUACAAAGACAGGUCCAAGCAAACAGAUGUCAGGUUUGGCCACCACUGAAAAUACUGUAAUAUCAAAUAAAACAUGCAAGAUAGGUUUGAUUAUCAGUUAGUGCAAGGAAGUACAAAUCCUCUGCUGCUGCUGCUGUUCUCCUUUCUAGAUCCGACCAGAUGUCAAAAGAAGUCACUUGUGACCUAAUUGUAGGCUGUGAUGGAGCCUUUUCUACCGUUAGGAAGCAGUUCAUGAGACAGGCACGUUUUGACUACAGCCAAGUAUAUAUUCCUCAUGGAUACAUGGAACUGAAAAUACCCCCAAGGGAUGGAAAUGUAAGUACAGUUGUACCUUGGUUCUCAAAUGCCUUAGUACUCACAUGUUUUGGCUCCUGAACACCGCAAACCCAAAAGUGAGUGUUCUGGUUUGCGGGUGUUUUUUGGAAGCUGAACAUCUGAUGCGGGUCCCACAGCUUCCAAUUGAGUGCAGGAAGCUCCUGCAGCCAAUCUGAAGCCGCGCCUUGGUUUUCGAACGUUUCCGAAGUCGAAUGGACUUCCCGAACAGAUUACAUUCGAGAACCAAGGUACAACUGUAGUGGUAACAGAGUCUCACUAUAGACCUUGCUUUCCAAGUUGACAGCUGCAUAAACAUUGACAAACAUAUUUCUGCCCCUCUCUUGGUCUCCUUCCAGUUUGCAAUGGAACCAAAUUAUCUCCACAUCUGGCCCAGGAAUACAUUCAUGAUGAUUGCACUGCCAAACCUGGUAGGAGAAACAGUUUAAAACUGUCUUUUUAGUAGUAACACAUAAUUUGAAAUGUCGAUGUAAUUUCAGGAUCGUUUAGAUUUAGAUUAGGACUUCUGGAAACUAGAAUAACAACAAAGUACAAACAUUACAGUGACCUAAUGUACCUAGUUGAGAAAGAGACAAUAUUUUCUAUCUACUGCCAGAACGAACAAAUAUCUUACAUGCGGUCUUGUGGGAUAUCUUCAGGAGAAGAAAAGGCUAUGGAGCAAACCCUACACAGUUCCAGAGUGGAGUCGCUGACUGUUGGGUGGUGCCUUGUAUGUUUCCUUCUGGCAACUCCUGCAGCCCAGCGGGUGCCUAAUGUAUUGCUCUGCUUUCUUUUGGGCCCCAUCAGUGAGGCCGAGAGGGGGACCUUGUUGUCUGGGCAGCCUAGGACCUUGACACACACUGCCCAGUGUUGCGCCCCAGGGAGAGCACUUCAGUGCUGCUAAAACAACAGUUUGCCUUCACUUCCAGAGGCCCACUCCAUUGUCUCUUGAGAGGCCAACAGGCUGAACCUAAUGGACACAAAACCCACAUCCAUCUAAAAGUAAUUGCAACCAGUAGGACCUGCAACGUAAUGUUGCAAUGUUUCUCCAUCCUUGAAGAGGAAUGCUCCUGUUGUGGUUUCAGAUCAGAGGUUAAUUUCAGGGUAGGCUGAGGCAUCCCACCACUUUCCAUGGUAUGUCUGGAAUAGAUAUAACAAGUAUCAAUAUGUUUAAAAAACAAAGUCUCUCUCCUUUUCUUACCUUUGUGCUUUCUUCUUCAUGUUGUUCCUCACUGCUGUAACAUUCUCCCCUCAAUUACCUGGACUUAAGGGUGCUUGGAGCCAGGUUAGUUAGAAACCAAGAUAGCAGUUUUAUUUUGGACAUCCAGAUGAAGACUCAAGAUACUCUGCUGUGCUCAAAUGGUUUUUUUUUGGGGGGGGGGGAAUAUUUAUCACAGGUAACUUUUGAAGAAUUUAGAAACAACAUUUUUUGCACAUAUUUUAUUUCCCCCCUCAAACACUGCUUUUCUGUCCAUUUAAACUUCAUUUUAUUUUAUUGUAAUUAUGUUGUUAUUAUGGGAUGAUGAGAGUUGUUCUUCAACCACAACUGGGGUCCCAGGCUAUUAGAAGGUUGCAAUGUGUGUUGAAAACAAUAUAAGACCUGGAAUAAGCUGUGUAAUGUACAUCUGUAUCUUAGACAGAAAUGUAUACUGUGUAUACUAAAAUGCAGAUAGUAUGUUUACCACAGCACUUGAAAACUUUGUUUCCAAAAAUACAUUUUACAUAAAUGAAUCAGUGGAAUUUAAUUUUUUUUGCUGAUAUUUCAGGAAAUUACUUUUAACUUUAAAACUAACCAGUGAUAUCUCUUCUUUCAAGUUCUCACACCCUUUUUAAUUCAUAGGAUAAGUCAUUCACAUGCACUCUCUUCAUGCCUUUUGACGAUUUUGAAAAGCUCACAACAGGAGACCAAGUGCUGGAUUUCUUCAAAAUGUACUUUCCGGACACAAUUCCUCUGAUAGGAAAGUAAGUUUGCCACUUACAGCCACUGAAUGAACACAUGAGAUCUCAGAGUGAAUGGAGUCUUGCAGGCAGCUCGCUCUCAUUAAUGGGAGAGAUAAAAAUGGAGAGGAAUGGCACAAUGGCUCUGGAGGUGAACCAGGAAAAACAAAGUGCUUUCAUAUCUAGUGAAUCAGCAUUAACAGUUAUUAAUGAAUCUGUCUCCUUUAUCUUACCUUUUGAAAUAGGAUGCAAAAGGAAUAUCUUUCAUUUUCAGGAAACAAAUCAUCACAGUAUUUAUAAAUGAACUUUAUGAUUACUAAAAUUAUGAACAGAAAAUAUCAUAUAUUAGCAUAAUUCAAAGAAAUAUUUUAUUAUUUAGGAUGCUGAAAGUCAGGACCUUCAUGGUGGAUUUCUCUGAAAUGCUGCCAGUUCUACACCAGCCAGACAGACAGCUGUGUGGUCUCCAUGUGUGUGUGAAAGAGUGGUGCUGUGCAGGAGAGUUUUGGAACAAGCCAGGCCUGUGCAAAAGGGACUGGCUCCACUUGAAGCAGGAUGGAAUCAGACUGCUGGUGCCUCAUAUCAAAAAGGUGGCAGAGCAGUUUUUAAGCUGAUAGUGAGGGAAAAGUCGACAGGAGCUGAGGAGUUUCCAGUGCAGAGCAAAUCAUCCCCAUGCAACAAUCUUUUUGUAAACAGCCUUGAAAUAAUUGAUAAAAUAUGGCAUAUAAAUGUGUUAAAUAAAUAAAUAAAACUUACUCUGGAUGUUUACCAAGAAAGCCUCAAAAGACUAGACCAGCUAUAAAACAAGCCUGGAGGAACUUGCCCAUCGCUUCCCUCCAACCCCAAGUUAUAAAAUCCUGGUGACUCUGAUUAAAUUCCCAUUCCCAUAUCUGGAUUAAGCUUUAAUCAAUGUUUCUUUCAUGGCUACAAAACAUCGACAGAAGGAAUGAUUUACAAUGGCACAGAAACCCUCGGGAAGCCUCAGCCACGCUUUUGCCUGCAGAAAAUCUUUCAUAUAGAAAAUGUACUAGUGUACCAUUUCCUUCUGUAUCUUAGGUUUAUAACAUGGCCAUAUUUAGCAUUUGAUACAUGCUCUGCUAUUUCAAUUUCAGGCAAGAACUGAUGCGAGAUUACUUUUUGUUACCAGCCCAGGCCAUGGUCUCUGUGAAGUGCUCCUCAUUCCACCUUGGCUCUCGCUGUGUGCUGAUGGGAGAUGCGGCCCACGCAGUCGUGCCCUUCUAUGGACAAGGCAUGAACGCUGUGAGUCAGAGUGUCACCUCCGCCAUUCCUUUGUCCCUCUCUGUAAUUACAUUACUUGGGGAAUUAAAAAUCCUUUUCUUUUUUAUUUAAAAAGAUUUAAAAUUGCCGUGUAGUGUUUAUUGGCUUUUAGAACUGAAACGCAGAUUUGUCAUGUGUGGCACUUCAGGCUAAUUCUUCCCCAAUUAAAAAAAGUAAAGCAAAAACUGAAGACAAAAUGUCCCAAGCAUACCAAACUAGCAGCUCAGUUUGUUGCACCCCAUUUUUCCUUGUGAAAAGGGCCAGACUUUAGUGAGCGUUCUAUUAGAGGAAUCUAAUACAACAUCACACGCUAAAAACUUCCCUUCAGAUGUCUUUUGAAAAUCACAGAGCUGUUUAUGUGUUUGACAUCUGCUCCCUGUGGUCUUCCUUUGGCCUUGUGGGUGGCUCAAGCAGUCCGGUUGUCCACAGCGAGAAGAGUCUUGUGGAUUACAUACUGGAUCUGGACUGGAUGAUCAGUUAUGUUAGUGCAUUUUGUAAUUUUAUAAGGUUUGUGACUUUGUUGCUCGGUUCAAUAUUUUCCCAUUUUUUUAGGAAUUGUGAUAUUUUAUAUAUUGUGACGCUGCUGUUAUUUUUGUUGAUUAUAGUCUAGUCAUGAUUUGUUGUAAUUGCCAAGUGAAUUUCUGUUUAAUUAUUAUAUAUUGAUAUUUUGAAUGUUAAUUUUGUUGUAUAAUAUCCUAAAUGCAUUAUUGGCUAUUACUUUAUUUUAUAUAAGCUGUUUAUUUUAAAGCUGUAUCUUUUGUUAUAACAUUUGCAUUGGAUUGAGAUUGUUAUAAGAUGCAUGAUAUUUUUGGGGGGUGUACAUAUAUACAGCUUUAUGUAUAGCAAUAUAGAAAGAUGGUUUCUUAAAAGUGAAAUGAACAUGAAAUGAAAUAUGCUGGCUGGCAGCUGCUUUCCAGGUUUUCUGGAGAUGCUGGGGUUUGACUCUGGGACCUUCUGAAUUCAAAGCAUCUGAUCCAGCCCACAGGUCCUAUCCUAAGCUGUUUUUUCCCCUUGUACUCCUCCUUCAGGGAUUUGAAGACUGUCUGGUUUUUGAUGAGUUAAUGAACCAGUUCCAAAAUGAUAUAUGUGAGUAUAUGUUUCUGUCACGAAAGACCAUAUUCCUCAUGAGCCUGAAUGAAAGCUGCUGCUGUAAGAGUCAUUCCAGCUUGUUAGCCCUCUUCUCAAACAUUCUCUUCUUCACAUCCUCCCUGCCACCCCGAGAAACACAGUUGCUCUGAUGGCCUCCUGAACCCGAGGAAGUUGGUUACAGAAAACCUCCACCAAGCAGGUGCUUCCUCUUGCUAGGAUUCAAAGCUGCCCCCAAUAUUGCUACAUGGCACCCCAAUCUCCACAGCAAGGCGAGAGUCCAGGGAGUUCCGGGUGCCCUUUGUUACCAGGAUCUGUGUUUCCUUUAGGAAAUGAGGCACAGCAGAGAAUACCCAGAUGGUAGAAGAUGGCGGCUGUAACAACUUCUCCUUCGUGAACCCUCCGGAUUACAAACCUUUUAUAGCCUUUUAUAGCCUUUUACUGCCGUUUUUAUAGUUGUUUUAUUAGACUUUUAAAUUAUUUUACUUCUGUUAGAAGUUUUUAAUCGUUUUACUUCUACGGUUGGCCUGUUGGUGCCAAUAUACGUAUCAACAAGGAUAUUCAAACCCUCUGCUGAGAAAGCCUGUCGCUGAUUAGUAACGCCGCCUUGAAGACUGGGCUAUGUUGAGAAGUGGAGGAGGAGUAGCAGAGGAGUUGCGCCCAUAAAAGAUAAGUUCUCUCUUUUAUCUCCGUUUAUCUCUACUUUGAACCUCCGUAGUUAGUGAGACAGCGACAAAUGGGUCAUGGCAAGCGACCAAGAUCUGCUGAGAAAGGUUGCUCACCUCCAAGAGUAAAGCAGUCGAAGCUUGAAUCUCCCCACCAUCUACUAACAAUAACAGCAAAACAGAGCAAGUAAUUGUUUCUGCGGUCGAAACAUACAACCGCUUUUGGCCUCUGUAUGAUCAAGGAGAGCCGGAAAAGCUAGCUGAUCCAGCGGGGGACGGAAGCCAUAGGGAAGCCCUCCUCCCUGAUACCCUAAUUACACCUCCGUCAUUGAAACAGGACGCAUUAGGGCAAACUGCCCAUGAAUUAGUACCUGAUCAAAUACAACUGGUAAUCAGGACUUUAAGCUUCAUUUUCAAGGAAUUGGAGGGAUUUCUUUGACAUUGAAUAAACUUUCACGGGCCCUUCUGGCUCAUCUACCUUCCUCAACUGAGCUAUCUAAUUUGCAUCAAUCUCCUGUGCAGCUUGUAAGUGCCUUAAAGAGACAACCUGACCAGAAAUUUCACCUUAAGAGCUCAAGAUGCAGGCCGCCACUGCCCCAAAGGAAUAGGCAAUCCUUGAUUUUUCAACCUAAUAAAAUAUGUCUAGCCAUUUUUUCCCGUGACGCCCCCAGACUUAGGUGGAAUAACCUGAGGAUGGCUAAAGGGUACCUACGUGAUUUGUUAAAUAUUCCUUUUUUCAGAUAGAUCUUAUAUCUGUAGUACCCCUAAUUGCCACGCCCUGGCCAAGGAAAUUUAUGCUCUCCUUCCAGUCUGCAAGGAUCCCACAUCUCCUUGCAAGAGAGAAAGAUCGGCUGGCACCCUGGGAGAUUGUAACAACAAGAGUCUUUAAGGACACGAGUGUUAAACCUCUUUUUGCCAACAUCUUAACCGGCAAUGAACGCUCGUUUCCUCCUUCUGUUCCUAUAAUAAAGGGAAAACACCUAGCUGGGUACCCCCUGCUCCAUCUGCGACCUCAAGUGCCCAUCUAGCUACACUGAGGAAUGAUCCAAUUGCAAGCGGAGAUUGGAAUAUCCCUGAAGAGAGAAAUCUUAUCUUCUCCUAUGGAAAACUCCCUUCAGAAGAACAGCAGGCUAUUCUCGAUAGAUUGGAUCUACUCAAACAAAGACUCCUAUCGCAAGGGGACCCCUCUAUGCCGAUGAGAGAGGAGAGCAGGCACUCCACGUCCCACAAGGCGUCUCCAUCAAAUGCCCUGAUAAUCUCUCAACCUGCUACUUUGUUACCCCCUACUGAUCUGAAUCAGCAAUCACCUGUUGACCAACAGCUCCAACAGCACCAUUCUACCGUGGAGGAAGUUGAUAAACUCAAUACUCCCGUCUUAGACCUUAUGUCCAAUCAAAAUAUGGAAGUUGACGAUUCCUUUGCCUCAAUGCCUGAGCUAGAAUCUACCCUGUCUGAAGAUCACCAGGAAAUGACUAUGCAUGUACCAUCUCCGCGUUCACGUCCUUCUAUACAUCUGCGUGAUAAUUCUUCUCCAGCUGCGCAGCAACUACAAGUGAUGACUGGAACACCUCCUAGUGCUACCCUGGUUAAGACUGAUAACUCUGAUGGAUCUACUAGUAUAGCCCAUCAAAGACUUGCUACUACUCACCUCAAUGAACAGCAUCCGACCUCACCAAUUUUGCCUAAUUCUUCCUCCCCGGCAAAGCCCUUCCUGCCUGUUAAUGUUACCAAAUCACGGAUUCAAUCAACACAGAAGAAGACUUUAUCCGCACAAACUAAAAUUACUGAUUUCCUUAUGGGUCCUCGCUCUACCUCCAAGAACCCAUUAAACAACUCAAAGUGACAAUUACCGGGACAGCACAAGGACCCGACAUUAUCAAUACUUAGCUGGAACAUUGCUGGUUGGAGAACCAAAAAAUCAGACCCCGAAUUCAGGAAGUACAUAAAUUCAUUUAACAUCAUCCUAUUCCAAGAAACAUGGGAUGAGGAAGAGAUUACCAUAGACGGCUUUGAUCUUCUAACACUUCCGGCCUCCCCUUCCUUGAAAGGUGGUCGCCCCAAAGGGGGGUCUUUUGAUUGGGAUUUCACUCCAACUUCGCGCCAAAUUCACCCUGGUACGGGCUUCCCCGCCUUUUGCUCUUUCUGGACUGAUCGCAGAAGGGAAGUCCUCAUUACUAAUUACUAAUGGUUAUCUCCCCCCCCGAAGGCUCAGCACCUGAUCUUGAUUGGAGAUGGGAAUCAUUUGAAAAUCACCUAUUGUCAUGUCAUACCAAAUGCCCUAACUCGUACUCCUUAAUUGGGGGAGACUUUAAUGCUCGAAUUGCCACAAAUUGGGACCUACUAAUCAAGUCCAAAUGGUGGACUCCCCAUGUUUGGGCAACUUUGACUUGGAACAUGCUAGAAUUAGAACUUCAAAGGACAACAGAGUAAACAAAGCUGGAGUGACCCUUUACCAAAUGGCCAUUCGCCUGAAUCUAGUAUUCUUGAACGGCACCUUCCCCCGAUAUACCGGGGAGUUCACUCACCUGGGACCAGCAUCUAACAGUGUUAUCGAUUACCUCUUGAUCUCCGCAAAUUUGGCCGUCAAUGUACUUUCCUUCCAAGUUGAAAACCAACAUUUCAGUGAUCACCUCCCAAUAGUGACCACUUUGUCAUUGUUCCGGUACCAGAAGGACUAUAAACACUCAGUCCCUCUGGAAACCUCAUCAGCGACCAAAAUAAGUGGGAUCAAAUGGUCGGAGGCUGUGGCCCAAAAAUACCAGGAUUUUUCCAUAGGGAAAUCACUGCCUAUCUACCUCAAAUAGCUACUGAUUUACAAGAUUCCAAUUCGGUUUUGAAAUUUUUAACCUUCUUACAACAAACCUUACCACUUUUUUACAUUACCUCCUCAAAAGGCGAAAGUAGCGCAUUGCAGUGCUGGGGCCCCUUGGUUUAAUACCUCUUGCAAACAAGCAAGAUCCCUUCUUCGUUCCAUCUAUAAUGAAUACAAAAACUCUAAUGCCCAGGCUCUACCAUCCUCCUAUUUACAAGCCAAAAGAGCAUACAAACAGACUUUAAAGCUGGCCAAACGUGAGUGGUAUCUAAAGCGUUGGCGAGCCUUGAUUGCGGCCUCUAGAUCCCGCAGACCACAGGAAUUUUGGGCUUUGAUAAACAAAAGAGGAAGGAAGUACCCACUGACGAUUAUCCCUGCGCCCACAUGGGAACAAUUCUUGAGCAAAUAUUUCUCCUUGGCAGAGGAAUCCAACUCAUCCACUGAAUUCCGAGCCGACCAUCUACCUUUGUGGCCCUCUACCGACCCAGACCUGAUAAUGGACUUGAUAUUAGAUCUGAAAACGGGCAAAGCCCCCGGGCUGGAUCUAGUCCCUGCUGAGGCUAUUGUUGCGCAACCAAGGUGGUGGGCUGAAAUCCUGGCCAAAGUCUUUGAUGCAAUUAAUUCUACGGGGCUUAUCCCUAGGUCAUGGAAGGAGGCCGUGAUCGUGCCAGUCCAUAAAAGGGUCCCCCUGCUGACCCGGAGAACUAUCGGAACAUCAGCCUUUUGUCUAUCAUCGGGAAAAUCUAUGCAAAAUUUUUGCUGUCCAAGCUGUCCAAUUGGGCAAACGACUCAAAUUUGAUUGGCCACGAGCAAGCGGGCUUUAGGAACAAUUAUUCGACCACUGACCAUAUGGUAAUCAUGUAUCAUCUUGCCAGAAAAUAUUCUGCCCCGAGUCGGGGGGCGCCUAUGUGUCGCUUUCAUAGACCUAAAGGCCGCCUUCGACAGUAUCCCAAGAAACUGUCUAUGGAAGAAAUUAGAGAGAUGGGGCAUAGAUAGAAGGCUGUUAUGGCUUAUAACCCAAUUACACCAUGGGUCGUCGGCUAGAGUGAGACUCACACCGGCGGGAAACCUAUCCAACGAGGUCCCAAUAAAUAGAGGUGUGCGCCAAGGUUGCAUUUUGGCCCCACUCCUCUUCAACUUGUUUAUUAGCGAUAUGAAGCUCUUUCUGAAUGAGUCUCAAGCCAACAUUCAUGCCCCCGCCUAGCUGAUUUUCGCUGCCCUCUGCUCUUAUAUGCCGACGAUGCAGCGAUCCUUUCCUACUCUAGAGUCGGUUUAUGCAGAGCUCUAAAGAUUUUUGCGGCUUAUUGCAAACUCAACCAUCUGACAAUUAAUCAUGGGAAAUCUAAAGUCCUGGUCUUUACCAGGUCUCGGAAAACUUACAGCUGGAAGUUAGAUGGAGUCCAAUUAGAACAAGUUUUCAAAUUUAAAUACCUGGGAGUCUUUUUUCACUACAACCUAAGCUGGAAGCCACAGAUACAGUAUUUACUAAACAAAGGGAAAACAAUACUUUAUACUCUACUCCAAUUUUUUGCGGCCGACGGAGCCUCCCACAUCCCUUCUGCAUUGAAGGUGUACCAUGCAAAAGUGGUUUCCACCCUCUGUUAUGCUGCCUCGCUCUGGGCCCCAGGGUCCAAUUUAACAUCGUUGGGGACAUUGCAGAAUCAGUUUCUCCGUCGCCUCCUGAAACUCCCCAUGUGUGUGAGCAACGCAGCCAUACGUCUGGAGUUAAGGAUUGCAUCAUUGGAGACGGUCAUCUGGAAGCGAGUCUUUGGUUAUUGGCUGUCCAGCUGGCACAGGCUUCCCAACCAUUACCUUUUCCAGUGCCUCUGGCGGGACGACUUUGUCAAUCCGUGGGUAGGAAAAAUCCAUGCCAAACUUCUGAGCAUCGGAAUUUCCCCAGCGGACUCCUUAAAGAUGAACUUACGCUCAGCCAAAAGACUUAUCGAGCAGAGAUUAGCAGACAUUGAAAAUCAACUCAACCUCGCCGGGGGUGAGGGUGUCUGCUCCCCCAGGUAUCACGGAAUAACCUCACCACUUGGCCUUCCAUCAUACAUGUCAUCUCUUUCAUCUGUACCACACCGACAUGCAUUUAUUCGUGCAAGGUUCAAUGUCUUUCCAUCGAACCUGCUGAGCCACAGAUUUUCCAAGGGUUUGGUGUCUCCGCUAUGCGUGUGUGACGGGAAAACUGUUGAUUCUCUCUCACAUAUAAUGUUCAACUGCCCCCUACAUAGCAUAGCCAGGACUAAAUUCCUGGGCCCUGCUCUACUGCGCUUGGUUGGCAGGCCUGCUGAGUCACAUGCCGCACUACUUUUGCAGGAUACAGAUCCUUCUGUAACUCUGCAGGUGGCGAGAUUCCUGAAUGCAGUUAUCUCACACACAAAAACCACCAAAAACAACAACAUCAAAAACUAAUCGGACAGUUUUGAAGAGAGUGCAUGUCGGAUCUCGUCUUCAGUUCUCCUUUUCUGGGAUCCGUCCCUUGGAGCUCUCCGGGCCCCAAGCUGUUAUCUGGCUCUGCUCAAUGACCCACCCCUGCAUCAUGGUGUUCACCUUCUGGUGCCGAAUAUAUUAGUCUUUAUGCCUCUGUGCUUUUAUGUUUGUACAUACUUUAUGGGCUAAUAGCCGUAAAUAAAUAAAUAAUAAUAAUACCCAGCUGGGUAGGAGUGGAGGCACCAUAAGAUGGCGUCCCCAAACCCUUUACCAGUUGGACUCCUCAGAAGGAUAUCAGGGUUGACAGUUAUUAGCUUCUUGGGCAAAUUAUCUGUCUUUCCCCCUUACCACAUGCACAACCUUCCUCUUCCAGGACCAUCCUGUCCCCUCCUCCUCUGCUGUGCCUCUUGCUUCAUCCACUUUCACAUCUCCCAUUGCUCCCACAGUCCUUACCUACCUCCAAGUUUAUCAGUCAUUUUCUAAGAAUGCCUCCGAGUCUGAGUCAACAUAGCACCCAAAAGCAUUCUGGGGAAAUAAAGAUGGAGGGUAACUCUUUGAUAUACUUUGUGGGAUGCUGGAGCCAAUGGGAUGGCUAUGUCCUUGUGAUGCUAGGCAGGCACAAAGAGUUGUGUGAAGCAGCCUCGACUCCUCAUUUUUUCUCUCUUUCCUGGCGCAACAGUCAUUCCUCCUGGCUUUCCAUUUUUGUCAGAUAAGUCUAUCUUGUUUCUUCUCUAAAUCCCUGUCAUUAACAAACCAAAAAACAAAACAAAACCUCUCCUCAAACCCCAUUCCUGCUUUCUUCUGAUCAGCAUUAUUAUCUUUGCCCUGCUUUGAGGUGAUGGCUGCCAUUCUGCAAAUUUCCUGGGUUCCUGUGAACGUUUCAUUCUUCCUUUCCUUCUUUUCCAGCCUCUCUCUCAGGCAUGAGGCAGCUUUGUUUGUUUCACAGCUUUACUGAUUGCAAAGAUGAGGAAUGCUCUUUAUUCCUGCAGUGUUUUGGCGGCUUUUUGCAAACGCCACUGGUUUUUCCCCCCAGGGUUUCUUCCUGUCCUUUUUUCUGUUUAGUUUGUGGAUUUAAGGGAUUUGUUUUCUCUUCUGGCAGUUUGUUUCUCUUGCUUUCUGUGUUGCUUUGGCACGCAACAGGGGCAAACGGAGUGGAGCCUCUACAUUUAUAAUUUAACCUAAGGUUACCAGAUUUUUUUCAAUGAAUCCGGGGACAAUUUUCAACUUCAAUGGAUUUUGUAUGGGGCCUGAUUUGUAAAUCCAGGGACUGUCCCUGGGAAACGGGGACAUCUGGUAACCUUAAUUUAACCUCUUGACGGGCACUUGUGUGUAUCUGAGGCAGUUGGACUUGGCCUAUUUUCUCCUGGUCCACGGUGUGGCAAAAGGAGAUUCAGCAUCCUGCCAAUCCUCCUCCCGGUCCAUGGUGGCAAACAGAGUUGAGAGCUUAGAUUUUGCAGUCCAGGGCUGUGGCUGUGUAGGGUGUCUGUCUCUUUGUCUUGUGUUUCUCUGACUAUUAUGGAGCCAGCCCGGGCUGUGGCUGAGCCACCUCUUAAGAAAAUGAUACAAAGCUGAAGCACUUGUUGCCCUCUAAAGGGCCUGCUGUUUAGUCGUGUCCAACUUCGUGACCCCAUGGACCAGAGCACGCCAGGCACUCCUGUCUUCCACUGCCUCACGCACACGCACCAAGUCUGCUCCUCCUGUCCACCCCAGGAAGCGUCUUUCUUCCAUUAUUGUUCUUCAAUCUAAAGUUUCAGAGACAGAGGAGUCAGCUGGUUUAAAUGAUUUCACCCAUUUGAAUGCCAAGGAUGCACUGCCACCUACUGGUCAUCCUCAGGUUGACACAUUAUCUGAAUCUGAACCUGACUUUUAUGUUCUUCUGAUGAUCAGGGACAUGAGGUUCAGACCGUCCCUCCCACCAAUCGGGUUGCCUCUGCCUCUGUCCCUCAAACUUUUCCAGCCCCGCUUAUUGAACAAUUUAAAGAAGCUAUAAUUGCUUCACACUUACAACUGCAGAACGAAGAAAUUUGUUAAACCUAAGAAGGCUGCCCCUUUCUCAUCCCAGAGGGCUCAGGUUCAUUUGGAUAUAAAGGACCCCCCCCCCUUCACAUCCAUAGGUGAUGAUGAGAAUGUGGAUAUUCCCUUGGUUUCCUCCCCAACCCUUUUCCGGGAAGGGGAGCUGGAUGAUAACUGGAGUGAAGGAUCUUUGCAAGAUGAAGCUUCUUUCAGGAGAAAGGUUGUUUUCUGCUGCUCCAGAGAAGCGGACACGGAGCAAUGGAUCCAAACUACAAGAAAGAAGAUUCCACCUAAACAUUAGGAAGAACUUCCUGACAGUAAGAGCUGUUCGACAGUGGAAUUUGCUGCCAAGGAGUGUGGUGAAGUCUCCUUCUUUGGAGGUCUUUAAGCAGAGGCUUGACAACCAUAUGUCAGGAGUGCUCUGAUGGUGUUUCCUGCUUGGCAGGGGGUUGGACUCGAUGGCCCUUGUGGUCUCUUCCAACUCUAUGAUUCUAUGAUUCUAUGAUCUAUGAGGCUGUUUCAGGAGGCCAGCGCCCCCAUCCUGGAGCGUGAGAUAAUGCAUGCCUUAGAAUUACCGGUAACUGCUCAACCUGACAAAUCAACCACUGAACCAGAGAGUGAUGUGUUAACUAAUAGCUGUACCCCAGCCAACUAUUGCUUAAGGCAAUAGUUAAAUCUCAGCUAAGAAAUUACAGUAUAUGUCUUGGAUCUGGAAUUCAUGGCAUAUAUUCUAUAGACAGAUCAGUUUUAAAUCUGUCAUCGUGACAUCUGGUCCCCAAGGAAGGAAAUACUCAACUUUGGGACACUACUGAUAGGAGAAUUGAUUUUGCGUAAGGCCAUGACGCAGUGGUCCUCUCUAUGAGAGUGCCUGGGUAGCAUCCUCAUGUGCUUGAACAUGUAUUGUUUGGCUUGAGGAUUUAUUGCAAUCUCCUCAAAAUCCAGCUUGACAGCACCAGAUUCUUACCAAACUCCUUUAAGCUUUUAUGGCACAUGUCUCCAUGGACCCCCUGCAGUUUGCAGCUAGAGCAAUGGCAUCCCAGGUAGCUGCUAGACGCUCCCUGUGGCUAAAGUCCUGGAACGCUGAGGCUGCCUCUAAAGUAAACCUUUCCAUUGAACCUUUCAGUCAGUUUUCAGAGAAGGGAUGUUGAAAGAAGUAUUUAUAGAAUCAAAGAUAAGAGAAAAAUAUUGUUUCUUCCAAUACCAAAGCCACAAAAUAGCGAACCCAAGGAUGGGUCCACACCCAGGGUGGGGGGUGGUUGGCGUCUGACUGCUUUCCUUCCUGCCUGGCAGAUGUCAGUAUCUGAUUGCUGGGUUUUAGGAAUUAUUUCACAAGGUUAUUUCAUAAAAUUAAUUUCCAUUACCCCCUCACAUUCAUUCCCUCACCCUUGCCAAGAAACAAAGUACAUUUGCAAGCUGUUUAGACUUGUGUUUGCCAUCUUCUGUCUGUGGGAACUGUUGUUUUCAGUGGUCUGUGUUUGCCUGAGCUUGAGUCUGGACUAAGGAUUCUGAGCUCCUGUGUUCUGAUUCGAUACAUGAUGUCCAAUCACAGAACAAUUCAGGAUUUAGGCCUCUGCCAUUGGCUCUUGAACUCUGAGUCAUGAUUCGCAGCUUGGAAGUUUAGACAGCCAGUCACGUUGGGAGUGGGAGUGGCCCAGGCUUUCAGGAAUGUAUAUAAGCAGUUGCUUUGCCUGUUUCCCAGUUAUGUAGUUCAAUAAAGGUUAUUUCUGUUAUCGCAAUGUCUUGCCUUGUGGGAACGCACCUACACUUUAGGAGCCACAACGCCUGUUCCCUCAGAUCACCGCUUUUGCGGCUUCUAAUCCGUAUUUUUGGUUGUGCCAAAAAACCCUUGCCUUUCCUUGCCUUUCAGAUAUCUAGCACAUUUCUUUCUUUACAUUUUCAAGCCAUGGAGAGAGGAAGUAGGCAGACCUUUUUAUUUCAGUGAGCCUGCUUCACACAAUUCUUUGCUCCUGCCUAGCGUCACGUGAUGAGGACAUAGCCCAUUCCAUUGUCUAGAAAUAAUAAUAAUUUGCAGUCUAAAUUGAAGCCAUUAGUAACUGCACCUGCUGUGCUGAGUGACAAACCAAGGCUUACCUUCAGUGUAAUGAGUGAAAUGACCUUGUUUCUUCCCCAGGUAUUUGUCUCCCAGAGUUCUCAAAGCUGAGAGUACCUGAUGAUCAUGCAAUUUCAGAUUUAGCUAUGUAUAAUUAUAUAGAGGUAAGUUACAUAUAGUUAAAUAGAGAGUGGGUGGCAGCUGAACGAUGAGAGAUGUUUUCAGAUGUUUCUCUUGGUUGUUUCAGAUGCGGGAGCAUGUCAAUUCAAAGUGGUUCAUUUUCCGAAAGCACAUUGACAACGUUCUUCACGCCCUCUUCCCCUCCACUAUCAUCCCUCUGUACACCAUGGUAAGACCAGCAAUAGCUAUAUUGCAGGGUUUCCCUUGUUUUCUUCAUUCCCGGCUGCCAUCCCCUCCACUUUCAGUGAUUAUCUGUAUGAUUUCGUAAUCUGAUGCAGGUCACAUUCUCCAGAAUUCGAUACCAUGAAGCUGUGCAAAGAUGGAAAUGGCAGAAUAAGGUCAGUGGCAUCUUAGAUGAAUUUGUUUGGGCUGGGAGCAUAUUGUAUUAUGGGUGAUAUAGCCAUGGGCGUAGCCAGGAUUUUUGUAUGGGGGGGGGAGGACAGGACUUGCUUAGGAGUGGCAGAACCAACGUGAUUGGUCAGUUAGUUAUUUCUAUUGUUUUACUUGGUCUGGGGGAGCAGCUGCCCCCUUGCCCCCCUCCCGGCUACGCCCAUGGAUAUAGCCAACAAAGUCCUACUCAGAGUAGAUCCUAUAAUGGAAAGGGGAGAUUAAACACCUUUUACUCCCUUUGAUAACUGCCCAUCUAGGUAGGCCAGUCAUGCCAGAGGCUUCCACAUAGUCUGCCACCACACUUCCAUUUGGUUCCCUCUAACCGUGGAUGACAGGGCUUUCCUGGGAUCCAAGGUACAUGUAUACAAGAAGCAGAGAGAGCAGUUUACCUCUCUCCCCAGAGACCAAAAUAACGUCCUUUUGUCUGUCAAACUUAUACACACACAGCAUAAACCAAGUGACGAGUCACAUAAGAGUUUGGAAUAAAAUACAACCAAAUGCACUCCUAAUGGAGUUAAGAAAGAAAGGAAGAGAAAAAACAGAAGAGACAGAAUGUUGCUCAAAAAAGAAAAGAAAAAAGGAACCUGUGUUUUAUUUGGCUUUAUCUAGCUCUGUUUAUAUGGGUUUUAUGCUCAGAUAUUAGUAUCUGUUUAACAAAAGGCAGUGUACAUUUAAAAUAAUGGGCUGAAUCCAAUUUAUUCAUAAAUACCAUUGAUUUCAAUGGGUUUACUCUGAGUAUGAUUAUGUCUGGAGCCCAUUGUGAUUUUAGAAUGGUUUUUAAUAUAUGAUUUAUUAAAUUCAAUAUGGAGUGAUAUGUUAUGCAUACCUUAAAGCAACUUGUGCAUUGUCUUUUGCAUACAAAUAUUAUAAAUCUUUUAUUGUGAUCCUUUAAAGAUUCUAAAAUUUAUUUUGAAUGGUAUCUUAUGUAGUUAGCGGAAUAGUCCAAAAGAUUUAACUAUAGACUAGUAAAAAUAUUGCAAACUAUUUCCUCCUGCAACAUUUUCUGACUCAAAUUGGAUUUCUUCUUAAAAGGUAAUUAAUAGAGGCCUCUUUCUCACUGUGGCUGUGACAGCAGUAAGUGGCAUCUAUCUGCUCAGAAAUGGUAUUAAGCUACAAAUUGACGUAUGUGCAGAGAACCUGUGGAAAUGGACACUCAGCCUCAGAAAAUUUGGAAAUGUACCACUGGUUACCGAAUAGUGUUAAAAGCAAGAGAGAGAAAGAGAUGUAUUCAGUGUUUUAAAUUCACCUCUGAUUGGAAAGGCAGAACGUCAAAGUAUUCCCAAAGGACUAAUUGUGCUAUAUGGUGCUGGAUCCAAGUGUUAGAAGGCAAUCCAUAUGGAACCCAACAAGACACUUGAGUGCCCUGCUGUCAUCUUCCUAAAGAAAUGGUAUGCGUCCCUCAAGAGCCUGAGGGCCUGUAAGCUGUUUUUCCAUACUUCCCCAAAUACCAGCAUCAGCUUUUACACACAAGAGGACAUGUAUAAAUUAACUGCAUUUUGCGAGUUUCAGAAAAGUUAUGAGCUUCACUGAACUUGCAAUAGAUCUGUAUCCAAUUUUUUUAAAGUGUCAACCACUUUUCCAGUUUCUUAAGUGAACUAUUGAACUACAAUGUCAACGAGAAACAGAAUCAGCAAUAAAGUUGGCAUAGAAAAUUC